ACUAGUCUAGCGAAGUGAGUGCGUGAAGAUCGCUCUUCGUUCGACGGUCCGCGAUUCGACAACCUGUGUAAAUACUCGCGAUCCUACGCAUAGAACGAGAGGAGUCUCAGAGACGUAGGAAAUUACAUAGACAUCAAAAAAAUACACACGAUGAGUUCUGCAUUUCCGGAGGGCGCACCCAUUUACGGGCCCUUUUUCGGAGUAAUGGGCGCUGCCGCUGCUAUUAUAUUUUCCGCUCUGGGAGCGGCUUAUGGCACAGCCAAAUCAGGUACAGGCAUCGCAGCGAUGUCUGUUAUGAGGCCAGAACUUAUUAUGAAAUCCAUCAUUCCUGUUGUCAUGGCGGGUAUUAUUGCUAUUUAUGGGCUGGUAGUAGCGGUUCUUAUUGCCGGUAAUCUACAAGAACCACCAACCUACACUCUUUAUAACGGUUUUGUCCACCUGGGUGCUGGCUUAGCCGUAGGUUUUUCUGGUUUAGCUGCAGGAUUUGCCAUUGGUAUUGUGGGAGAUGCGGGUGUAAGAGGCACUGCACAACAGCCUCGCCUCUUUGUCGGUAUGAUCUUAAUUCUCAUCUUCGCAGAAGUAUUGGGUCUCUAUGGUCUCAUCGUUGCCAUCUAUUUGUACACAAAAUAAACAGCGCGUAGAGGCAAGAAUGCAAAACUUGUCGCCUGCAACCAACAACGCUCCCCGACUAUUAAAUAUUGCAACUUGUUUCAACAUUUUACUUAAUCAUAUACACACAUUACUUCGUUCAUACUCGCAUCGCCUCACUUGCGCAUACUUCUGUAAUGUUAUAUUCAACUCCAUAUGUUAGAACUUGUGCAUUUAACGUCUACACAAAUCAUAACGUGAAAGAUGUAUCUAUUGGAAGUACUGCGAUACAAACAUUGCUGCGGCAAGUCGAGACACGAAUGAUUUAAUUGAAUGAAUUAUUUCGAUCUUACGAAAGGAGGACGAAAUUUAAUUAAAAGAAAAAGUGAAAAUUCACAGGCGACAGGGAAUUACAUAGAGGAAAAAUACCCCAUGUCCCACGACGAAACAUUUCUCUCACUGUAUAGUAAUCAUUUCUAGCGUAGUUUGACAUUGAAUUAUCAAUUAAAAUAAUCGGCUCUACUGAAUGUAUAAAGAUGAGAAUGUUAUUCAUAAAAGAAUACUUAGCACAAUUAUAAUAUUAAAUGUAAUUGAAGUGGCAGUAUAUACAGCAUGCGACAAAGUACGAGGAAACGAAAGUACAUUUUUAAGAGGGAAGAAAGCCAGCAACAAAUGUUUGAAUUAUUAUGCAUGUAAAAGACGGCAUAAUAUAUACAGUCGUCGUACUAUGAUGGUUCUGUAACAAAAAAAAAAAAUAAUAAUAAAAAAAUAAAAAAAAAACAGAAUUCGUACAACCGAGAGAGGAUGCAAGGGGGACAAAGAAUGGUGUGUUAAGAGAGAGUCAACGGAAGAAGCGUGAAUGUAUUACGUAAAUGGAAAAAAAAUGAAAAAAAAAUGAAAAAAAAACAGAUAUGAUAGUAUUAAGUCAAUUGAAAAAAGGCUGCUGGACGUAAACGGCAUUUUGCGUUGUCUCUGAUCAUUGAGCAAAAUGCUAUCUUUGAUCACUGAGCAAAGUGUAUUGGGUUAUAGCAAAGGCCAGCGAUUAACCCAAUGGGAGAAAAAGAAUCGAAAUUAUUUCGUGCCCUAUCUGAAAUAUUGCACAUUAGUUUGCGAUUAGAGGAUAGGCACGGAAUUAUGAGUCGACCAACUUUAUUAUACGUGCCAGCAGAAAGAUGAUGGUGUUAUAGAAAGGAAAAAAAAAUUUCGCUUAUCUAAAGAAUCGUAUUACGAGAUAAAUGACGGAUAAAAAACAAUUUGUACAUUCCAUAAUAAGUUCGUUCGUUCAGUGCAGGUGAGCGGGCAGUAGUAACGUUUGUCAAACGCGUGGUCGUUAUCCAUUUUUUUGUUCUCUUCUUUUUUCUUUGUUUUGUUUUUCCAAUAAUAAUAACAAUGCAAUACGAUAUAAUAAAAAUACAAUACAGCAACAUAAUGUUAAAAAAAAUACAAAAAUACAUGCUACUUUGGAACAUUAAGAAAACUAUUCGCACACACGCUGUUUUAAUUUGAAGCUUUGCUGAUGGCUCUGCCAAUUCGCGAGAGGACAAAGCAUCAUAAGAAAAUGAAAUUGUAAAAUUUCUUUUGUUCGGAUUAAUCGUCAUGGGAGCUGACGAUUAGUCCCAUCAUAGAUGUGUACGGCCUUUCACAAUUGGUCAUCGCCACUUCCUUUAACCACCUCAUCGAUAGAUCAAUCAAUCAUCCAACCAACCAAUCAACCAACCAACCAACCAACCUACCAACCUGUGACCUUACAUUCGAAGACACGAGAUGAUGCUGUAUUCUAACGACAAAAAUGAAACGUUACGCCCACUUGCCGUGUUCAACAUUGAUUGUGCAGUAUUUUUUACACCUGCGAGAAUGAAUGAUGGGCUCGUUUUAAGUAUACAUUUAAGGGCACAUUUAUUGGUAAAAAGAACGUGAAACACGUUUUGAACUUCGGAAAUUAGAUAAAUAAAAAAAAUGUCCUUCGAUGGAGGAAUCUUUCAGAGUACAAAGAGAGAAGAGCACUCACGUCCUUUUCUGGAAAAUGUACUGAUUCUUUGGAGGAAAGAAAAAAAAAAAGAAAAUGAACCAAAAGCUUUUGUCAGAAUCAUUUGAUGGAAGGAAACGAACUUUUGGCAAAUUCCUAAGAUGUUUGUUGUUCCAAGAAAAUCUGAGGAAAGAAUGCGUGAUUAAGAACUGAGUUGAGAAAGGAACGAGAGUCGAAUAAAGAGAGAAAAAAGAGAAAAAACGAAAGAAGAAAAAAGAACUUUAGAUCUCGUAAAGAAAAAAAUAAAGAAGAGUGCAAAAACGAGCCGGGGAGGAGCGGUGGUGGGGAAUAAGCAAAUGAGAACGAAUUGGCACUUCAUAUUGAAGAACUCGGGCACAUAAGAAAGAGAGAGAAAGAGAGAGAUACGUCAGUUACCUUCCUUAUCCUCCCGACCCCUCCAUUCCGUGUAUAUAUAUAUGUAUAUAUAUUGUAUAUAUACAUAUAUAUAUAUUAUAUAUAUACAAACAUAUAUAUAUAUAUACCGUACGUGUAUAUACAUAUAUUUCAUAAAAAAAAGAUCCAAUUCAACAUUUUGUUUUAAGACGAUCGAUGGAAAUUAACAACAAAGAUGAUACCGAAUAAUACACAUACAUGUAUCAAUUAUAGUUUUUUUGUGCGCGUGUGAUGUAAAUACCAUUCACAAUGCUUCACGCUAUUAUUACAAUUUAGGCUAAAUAUUAAGUAAGGUAUUAUUAUAUACCAAAAUUUCUUGCGUAGCUCUGUAUGAACGAGAAAGAUAGAGAGAUAGAGAUAGAGAUAGAUAAAGAAAGAAAGAAAGAAAGAAAGAAAAAGAGACAGAAAGAGAGCAGAGAAAUACAGAAAGAAAGAGUAAGAGAUGCAAGAAAGUAAGAAAGAAAGAAAAGUGUAUGUGUGAGUAGUCAUAUGUGUGAUGUUUACACGAUGCGUGAAAGAUGGCGUGCAAGCAAGUAAAAAAGUAGUAUGUACGUAGGUACGUACGAUUAUGUAUGCGUGCAUGUAUGUAUGUAUGUAUGUGUGUAUGAUGUACGUAUGUUGGUUUGUUUGCGUUGUAUGAAAAAAAAAGAAUUGAGUAUGAACGUUAGGGAUGAAUGAAUAAAAAGUGAAAAAGAAAAAAAAACAAGAAUGAAAUAAACCAUUAGCAGAGGAAGAGAAAGGACCGCUGUCACAGCCGCCGCCGCCGCCAUCGCCGCCAACGCCAUCUCCGCCGCGCUCCCCCCUCCCCCAUACCCCUACCUUGAUUUCUUCCAGUGUUACUUAUAUAGACUCAUUGAGCGAAAUGAAAAAAAAAAACAA
Vespula vulgaris is the source of this 3886-nucleotide messenger RNA. RefSeq names its product V-type proton ATPase 16 kDa proteolipid subunit c (gene Vha16). Gene Ontology annotation, cellular component: proton-transporting V-type ATPase, V0 domain. The transcript is spliced from 3 exons. The record is from RefSeq and is a predicted model, not a curated record. Gene Ontology annotation, molecular function: proton-transporting ATPase activity, rotational mechanism. Lineage: Eukaryota; Metazoa; Arthropoda; Insecta; Hymenoptera; Vespidae. Bases 151 to 630 code for a protein of 159 amino acids. Gene Ontology annotation, biological process: proton transmembrane transport.